Molecule: messenger RNA, 5115 nt
Organism: Symbiodinium sp. CCMP2592
Lineage: Eukaryota; Dinophyceae; Suessiales; Symbiodiniaceae
Source: the annotation of a GenBank genome assembly
AUGGCUCGGAAGCGCCACAGGGAUGAAGAAGUGGAAGUGCCAUCGUCUUUGGAGGUGGAAGAGUGCGUCAACCUGACGCCGAAGUUGCACGAGUGGAGGUGGGCAGAUGCCGAUCAGUUCGCCUCUCCCCGACUGCGCGUUGUUCCAGAUGUCCAGCUUCUGAAGACGCUCAGGAAAGGCCAGGCUGCACGACUGCAGCGGCCACGGCAGGCUCUCGCACUGUGUGGGUUCUGCUCGGAGGCGUUGGUAGCCGUCCAGGAUGGCUGCAGCUUGCGCCGCCUCUCCUUCGAGCUCUCCACACCGGAGCUGCAGGAAGGGCCCAUGAGGCCGGACAUGAAGACUUCGAGCUGCAUCCGACAGGAGGCGCACGGGAACUCCGAGCGGGGGGCCCGGCCCAACUGCAGCGGGGAACAGAACGCUCGCGGCGACCGCUCGCGAUUCCUCGAUCCCAGGCACUUGGAUCCGCGCAGCGCGCUCAUCGCUCGGAAGUUUGACAGCCCCGUGGUGGAGAUGCGCACGCGCAAGGACUUGGAUGGUGUGUGGGUUCGCUGUGCCGAAGGGCUCCAUCUUGUGACACCAGCUGGUGGUGACUGCGACUGCGCAGUGCGGGCGAGCUACGACAGCGGCUACGACGUGCGCCAGGUCUGUUUGCAGCCCUUCUCGCAUGAGCAGGUGGCUCUGAUCUCCCUGGCGGGCGUCCACGUCCUCGCGGCCGACCUCGCAGCCGAGGUCAGCGUGCUGAAUCUCUACGAAGACUCGCCUCCCAACUUCGCCUCGCGCCUCGUGCCAACUGCCAACGGUGCCUGUGGUGCUUGGCUAAGCCGCGGUGCGCUGCUGCUGGGUUCCGGGACCUCGCUCCAUCUCCUGGACCUCUACUCGGGUGAGACUCAGAUGAUGUGGAAGACUUCUGCCUGCGCCAGCGAGUUCAUGAAUUUCGGUGACCUGGCGAUCAAUCCCUUCCGUCCCCACCAGUUCGCAGCAACACAGUGCGGGCCCUGCCACGUGCUGUUGAUGUUCGACAUCAGGAACACCACUCGGCCUUUCGGGCAGCUCAUGCUCCCGGACGGUGCUGCGCUGGCCAGGGACCGCGGCCCACUGAAGAACCGCUUCUUCCAGCUGCAGUUCUCGAGCACCGGCAGUGAACGCUGGCUGACUGCCGCCUGCUUGGGCGGACGCGGCCUCGUCGGUCUCAGCUGGGCGGAGAGCGAUGACAUCACGCAGAGCCUGUACUCCACGCAGAUGGCGCUGGAGGGCCCCGGAAUCUGCGCUGGGUCUCUUGUUCCGACUGCUUCGGCUGACGGCAGACACGGCUCGGCUUUGCUGGCCUUCAUGGACGAUGGCGAGGCCCUGCGGGGCUGCUGGCUUCAGGCUCCAGGAGCUGCUCAGCAAGCGAGGCCGGAGGAGCGCAGAACUGGGGCCCUGAGGGCACUGGCCUCCGCCGGCCCCCCCCGGCGGGCCGUCUGGGAGGCGCCACAGGAGAAAUCUUUGGACAUGGCUCAAGUGGAGAGCUGCUUGCGCUGGAUCGAGUCCGAGAGCACAGCUCUCUGUGCCGUGCUCGACCGAUGCGGGCUGGUCUGCUUCCAGCCUCCGCCAGAUCCGGAGCCCGAGGGCCUCGACGCGCUCUGGCGCCGGAAGCACGCCGUGCAAGAGGGCGAUUACGACACGGACUUUCUGGAGAAGGAUCCAGGCCUGGGACAGCCUGAAGAGCCGCAGGAAGAAGCGGUGGCCGACGCCUUGGCAGCGGGGCAGCCGGAGCUUGCGGCGCACUUGCCGGUCACGAGGCGUGCACGUCAAGCGCUGGCAUAUCUGAAUGCUGCAUCGCUGCCCUUGGGAUGGACCUUCCGUGAGACGGCAUGCUUCGUCGGGGUCCAGGAUGUCUCCGAACUGUCACGGCUUGCUCAUGCCCACAGCACCAGGAGACUCCUUCCACCCGAUGAGUGUACGCGAAUGAGUGUCCAGGUGAUUCUGCGGGCCUUGGCGCGAGUGGGGGUCCUCCGAUGCGCGACGCCCUGGGAAGUCGAGGAGACGUCAGAAUACAACCCGGAGGCCUACAUAUCUGCGGUUUCCGCGCCUCACGAGCAGCUCAUGGAAGCGGAUAUGUUGGUGCGCGGGGAAGCUGCUGCCUUACACCCUCAGGUUCGAUUCCUGAGCCGCCGCCUAGGUGCACGAGAUCAAGCGUCUUUGGCAUCUCAAGAACCGGGUGAUGCCAUGCAGGCAAUGUUGCUGAAGCUGCUGUGCCUCGAUGGCCCUGACCUCGGCUGGACGCAGCCGAUCCGAUUUCCUGGGGCCCAGCCUGGACCCAGCUUCGGGGAAGCGGCACCGUUUUCGGUCACAGACCCAGACGAAUGGGCAAAGGUCGUGCAGAAGGCAAAGAGUAGCCAGGAGGUGGGGCAAGCUGUUUGGCAACGCAUCGUGGGAUGCCUAGCGACGCAGGACAUCGGCCAACUGGCCGUGUGGCUACGGCGCGAGAAGCGCCUGCGCUUCCAGACUGCUGGUGGCCAGCAAAUCAUGCGCAUCAAGGAGCCUUCCAAGAAGAGCAAGGUGGAGUUGCUCCUCGUCUCGAGCGCCAGAUUCGAGCUUGGUUCCGGCGUGCGCUUGCCGCUGCCUAUCGCAAUGUCAGGGGCGAUGGACCAGGCUGCAGACGCAUCGAGAGCGAAGGGGGCCUGGCGUGAGCCCGGGGUGUGGCCAGAGUCUUUGCUGCAAUAUGCUGCAAGCCAUCCUCGCGCUUUCCAAGCUCGCAGCUUCUUUUCCAUGAAGGGUCUGGCUGCCGUUCCGUUUGCGGCACUCCAAAGCGAUGCCCUUUAUCAGACUGUUCGCAUCAGCCGUCAGCCUGUAAACAACUUUCGAAGUGCCAUGACGGCCUCGACUGCGCGAGACUCGAAGAUGGACGUCGAGCUGGCGGAGAGGGCCCUGCGGGAGCUGCAGAGGGAGAACGCGGCGCUCCGGGCCGAGGUCCGCAGCCUCGGCGCGCGCGUCGCGGCCCUGGAGGGGGAGGAAGAGGUGCCAGUUCAGAUGGGCGAAAACGCUUGGAACAUCUUGGCGGUGGUGGGCCUGACGGAUGCUGGAAUGUGGGAUGUUUCCUUUUCUUUGCUGCUUUACCUCGGGAACAUCAUGAUGCAGGGCACCUUCAUCGGAAUUCUGCUCGGCAACAGCUUUUUGGGCGAUCCCUUCGACACCAACGUGGAGAACACUCGCGUCUGGCGGAACAAGAUCGCUCACUCCUACCAGUACGUGGACCUCGCGGAGACGAGUCUCGUGACUCGCGUUUGCGAUGAAGACUCGUCCCUCAUCCACGCCUCCUCCCAGGCGAAGCUGUUGUCCGACAUCAACAAAUACCUGGGAUUGCAGAAGGCCGCUUUUGCGGCCACCCUGGAGCAACCAGGCGUGACACUUUGCAUGUUGUGCAUGGCUCUAUGGAGCCUCUGUGUCUUCAUCGAACUCCGCGACAUCUGGCUGCACCUGCAGGCCAUGAUGCAGGUGCCCCGAGCAGAACGCACAGAGUUGCGCAAGGGAACCUUCGUAAGCGUCUCCGUGAACCGCUUUAGACUCUUCCUCGCGUCUUCUCUACUCCGCGCUGGGCUCGCAAUUGCGCUGCUGGUGGCCGGCUUGCAGUGGCUGGGCGGCACCACUUCCAUCGCCGACCUGAUAUUGAAUGCCGUAGCCCUGAAUGCCAUCUUGGACAUCGAUGACUUCGUUUUCCAGGCGGUGAUGCCUACGAAGAUUCAGCUGGCACUCCGAGGUCUGGAGCCGAUACCUCUUCGCUACACGCCCCACCGGAGCCAGGUGGAGUCCGCUUUUCAUUUCCUGGCCUUGGUCUUGAUGCUCUUGAUCCCCUACACGGUGCUGGUGGUCCCCCUGAGCCAUCACAUGCUCGAGGUCAAGAGGGAGAUGUGCUUCGGCAUCCAGAACUUCGUCGUGGCUUACAAUUCUGAUGUCGGCAUGACAUACGGGCUCAUGUCUCGUGGCGCCGGGGACACGCACGAUACCUUGGCCGAGCUGGCCGUUGAAAGCUACAAGUUCAGAAUGAACAAUCCCUGGAGCGCAAACAACGGAGCCGACCCGCCUGCGCCAAAAUACAUGCAGCUUAGUCUGGAAAUUCAGCAGUUCGAGUUUGGUCGCAUCCGGAAAAUGGCUGACGAGGCGGAGUACUUCCCGGUAUGUUGGGAGAAAGACGUCGAUCCAAACGACAAGUCAGACGCCUCCAUAUCCAGCUUGAGUGCCAUUGCGCGCGGCAGAAUGAACGCCGCAGCUUUCGAGCUCAAUAGCAAGGCCACCACCUGCAAGGAGCUGCAAGAGUCGUGCUAUCUUCCGCAUGCACGAAUGCUGCGGCUUAUGUGCGGCGAGACAUGUGGAUGCACAGAUGCGAUGUCGUCUCCAUGGUACAAAGUCCAAGCAGAGGGCUGCGCUGGAAGGUGUCUCGCCGAACGGACCGUGCAGAUUAAGGAUCUGCCGUGCCAAGACUUCCCGCAAGCGAGUGCACAAGACGGCUGGAAUCACUUCUGGGACAACUUGGACGAUGUCUUUGUCGAGUUCUUCGGGCCGCUCCGAAUGCCCUACGACAGAAAAGACCUUGAAAAACUCGCAUUGAUCAAAGCCGGAGGCUGCCCAAAGCUGAAAGCGAAUCCGAUCGAUAAACUAACAGGAGAGAGCCUCUGCGAGGGAAUGGCCGAGUUGUUCGGCCCUCUCGCCUACCUCUGCCCGGACUUCUUUCGGGAGACAUGGCCGCAGAUGCAGGAGGUGCUGGAUUCUAUUCUCGCUGCUUCGGACAAGCCGCUUGAAGCGUUGGCGGAGCUGACAGUCCCAUCUGAUGAGACAGCUUUGCCCGCCAGGGCUUCUUGUUCACGCAGACGCUUCAAGCGCCGGAAGCUGGCUGAAACUGAAAGCAUCCUCCGGUGCACAGCAGGGCAUCCCCCCGCCGCGCCGCAGCCUCGGCCGCCCAUCCGCGUCCCCUUCUCGGCUGCGCUGAAAGUGGAGACGGACGGCGAUGCCCGCGACGAUGCCACCCCGGCGAAAACGGAGGAAAACAGGAUCACGAGCCCGAAAAUCCCAAGAAGACUCCCUAAAACUUCAGUGCGCAAAAGUUGCUUUCUGCCACUCUUCCGUUUCCCUCCCUAG